AUGGAAGUUCCGGCGGAUCCCCACCAAUUUGGCUGGAAUCUCGAGUCCAUGUUCGAUCCCAACGACCUGUUUUACUCCGAAAGCUCCUCCACCAGCUCUAUCAACUACGAUUGCCUCCUCGGAUCAGUUACUGCUCCCUACGACAAUUUCACUUCCGACAACUUUCUCCUCGGCCAGGACGAUCUCGUCGACCCUCUUCUUCGCUGCUCCAAACGCCGCCGCCCAUCCGACUACCAGGAACCAGAACAAGAAUUCUACCCAGAAUUCAACUUGGGUUACUUCAACGGGAUUGCUCCAUACCCUAAUUUCCCAAACUACAUUCCGACACCAACAGCCCCUGAAAUGGCGUUGCCUCCAUUGCCUGAUUUCCCGACGGGCCCCCCAGCUUACAGUUACGGAAGUUUCUGUGAGAGUUCUAUGAAGAAGGAACCGACGUCGACCUCGCCGCCGGCCAAAUUGUCGGCGCAAAGCAUUGCGGCCAGACAGCGGCGGAGGAAGAUUACGGAGAGGACACAGGAGCUGGGAAAACUCGUCCCCGGCGGCCAUAAGAUGAACACUGCUGAAAUGCUGCAAGCUGCGUAUAAGUACAUUGGUUAUUUGCAGGCACAGGUUGGGUUGCUUGAAUCCAUGUCUUCUUACAAUCAGUUGGAGAUCGAUGAAGAGCUGCAUGAUCUUCUAGAAUCUCCAUUGAUUCAAGAGAAGCUCUACUCCACAGAGAACUGCAUAGUCCCGCAGAAAUUUGUGCAGGAAUUGAGCAGUGACCAUCAGAUGGUCAAAUCGAAUCCAGCAUUGCUUCCAUUGGUAGAGAAACAAGUACAUUCAUGCAGCGAUUGA
Molecule: messenger RNA, 834 nt
Organism: Andrographis paniculata
Lineage: Eukaryota; Viridiplantae; Streptophyta; Magnoliopsida; Lamiales; Acanthaceae
Product: transcription factor bHLH53-like
Exons: 2
Coding region: 1-834 (277 amino acids)
Biological process (GO): regulation of DNA-templated transcription
Molecular function (GO): protein dimerization activity; DNA-binding transcription factor activity
Source: RefSeq, a predicted model, not a curated record